UUAAAAACAAAAUCCUACACAAACAACAAGAAAUACUCUGCGAUCACAAUGUCUGACAACGAAUCCGACUAUGAAGAAGAAAAUUACGACGAGGAAGAGGAGGAAGAAGAAGAAGAUAACUAUGAACCUGCUCAAAAAAAAUCUAAAUCAUCAAAAAGCAUGUUUAUUGAUGACGCUGCUCAGGAAGAUGAUGAAGACGAAGAAGAAGAGGGUGAAGAAGACUUUCACCAACAAUAUAGAAAGACAUCGGUUUCCGAUCUUCCACAACCAUCUGCACAAAGAAAAAACAUUAUGGCUGAUAUCGAAAGAAGAUAUGCAGGUGCUGAUGACGAGGAUGAGGAUGAUGAAGUAUAUAACGAUACUGUAAGAAUUGCUCAAAAACAACAACCAAAUCUUCCAACACCUGAGGAUCCAAAAUUAUUUUUAGUUAAAUGUAAACAAGGAAAGGAAAAGGAAGCUGUCAUGACAUUAUUACAAAAACACUUCAGUGUGAAACAUUCACCAAACAAAAAAGAUCGUCUUCUAAUUACAUCAGCUUUGUUUAUUGAAGGUUUCAAAGGAAAGAUCUAUAUUGAAGCUCAAAAAGAAGUUCACGUAAGACAUGCUAUUGAAGGACUUAGUCAUUUGAUUUAUGAAAGUGGAAUUAAACUUGUACCAUUGAAGGAAAUGCCUGAUGUCUUGAAUGUGAACCAACUCUCAACAAAAAUUCAAGAUAUUUCUGUUGGAAAAUGGGUGAGAGUUAAAAGAGGUACAUACAAAGGAGAUAUCGGAAAAGUCCAUGAUGUGGAUAAAGCUAGAGGAUAUUGUGUAGUUGUACUUGUACCAAGAAUUGAUUAUACUGGACAAAGUUCUGGUAAACGUCCACCACAAAGACUCUUUAAUAAGGAACUUCUUCCACAAACUGAACAAGAAAAAGUUGAAGAUGCAAAGGAUCAAAUUACUUAUAGUGUUUAUCAAGGAAACAAAUUCCAUGACGGUUACGUAUAUAAGCACAUUCACUUAAAGUCUUUGGAAACAAAGGAUAUCAUACCAACUAAUAGUGAACUUCAAAUUUAUUAUCAAAAUGAAAGUCCAAGUACUGCUAUUUCGUUAUCAAGAAAAACAUAUUUCAAGAGAGGUGAUAAUGUACGUGUUAUCAAGGGUGAAUUGAGAGGAAUGGUUGGUCAAAUUACAAAUAUUGAUGAAGAAUCUCAAGUAAUUACAAUGCUUCCAAAGAGUAAUGAUAUUAACACACCACUUCAAUUUACAAGCAAUCAACUUCAAAAACACUUUUCUGUAGGUCAAUUCUGUAGAGUUGUAGGUACUGGUAAAUGGGAAGGAGAAUCUGGUUACAUUGUCAGAGUUAGUGAAGAUGAUGAUAGUAUUGUCUUGUAUAACGAAGUAAGAAGAUGUGACAUGAAUGUGUACUCGAAUGAAAUCCAAGAAACAACUACUGUUGCCUCAGAGAACAAACUUGGUAACUAUUCAUUAUUCGACAUGGUUCGUCUUGAUUCACAAACUAUGGGUGUUAUUGUAAAAUUUGAUUCUAAUAAGAACACAUCUGAUGCUCAAGUUCAAGUUGUAGAUAAUAAUGAUGUACUAAGACAAGUUAAAUUACAAGAACUAGGAAGAAAGCAAAAUACUAAAGCUGGAUACAAAGCUCCUGAUAAGAGUAAGCAUCUCGUUGGUAUUAGUGAUACAGUUAAAGUCAUUGAUCCAACAUCUGUACAUUUUGGAAGAGAAGGCGUUGUUAAGCAAGUUUUUAGAAAAUUCCUUUUCUGUUGUUCUAUUGAUUUAAUUCAAAAUGCUGGUAUUUUUGCAGUCCCAGCAUCUCAUUGUGAAUUGAGAGGAGCAAGAAACAGACAAAUACUGAACUCUCAAACAUCUGGUGCUGCUGGUAAUACUACAAAUAAGAGAGGGUUCGUAUUUACAAAGAGAAGAAGAAACCAUCCAUUCACAAACAAGACAGCUAUUAUCACUAAAGGUCCAUACAAAGGAUACUUGGGUAUUGUUAAGGAUGCCACUGAUACCACUGCUCGUAUUGAACUUCACUCUCAGAAUAAGAUUAUUAACGUUGAUAUUUCUUGGAUUUCUUUGCAAGACGAAAAGGAAAAGAGAAAGGAUACUUAUCAAACAGUUUCUACACCUUAUCACAAUUCUGGGGCUGCUACACCAUUCAUGCCACCUUCAACUCCUUGGGACAAUAGAGAUUCAUCCAAAACUCCAAUCCAUACAUCCCUUGGUCAUGAAACUCCAAUCCAUCGUCCAGAAACACCAUCCCGUAGUGGUGAUGCUUGGAAUCCUCGUAAACCAAAUACUCCAAUGCACGAUUGGCAAGAAACAACAACUCCAGGAGGUGUACCAUCCACUCCACAUGAUAAUUAUACAGUCAAUACUCCAGGUAUUGGCAUGAAUCCAAUCACUCCAGCUUACACUCCUGGUGUAGGUGCUCCAAUCACUCCUGGAAUUACCACUCCAAAUACUCCACAUGGAGACAACUCAUACUCAUACCACCCAAUUACACCUGGUAUUCAAACUCCAAAUCCAGUUACACCUCACGAAUCUUACAAUUCAAUUUCAACUCCAGGAGGUGUAUUCCAAACUCCAAAUCCUGACAUGUAUGGUUAUGGUUCAGUUGUUACACCUGGAAUGGGACAUUCAGUUUCCACACCUUAUGGUACACCUGGUAUGAUGCAUCACCCAACUACUCCAGGAAUGAUGCACCAUCCAACUACUCCUGGCUUUAUUGGUUAUCCUGGUAUGCACCCAAUGACACCUGGUCUUAUGAAUCCAACUACUCCAGGUAUGCAUCCAAUGACUCCAGGUAUGAUGAAUCCUACAACACCUGGAAUGCAUCCAAUGACCCCUGGAAUGAUGCACCCAUCCACUCCAGGUAUGCAUCCAAUGACACCAGGUUCAAAUCCAAUUACUCCAGGAAAUCAUUAUGACGAUGACGAGUAAACUCUCCAAUUUUAUUGUUCAAUAACUAAGAUAAUCUAGAAUAAAUCUUUAAAUUAAUCAUCUAA
This is a messenger RNA of Naegleria gruberi, 3005 nucleotides long. RefSeq lists its product as uncharacterized. Gene Ontology annotation, biological process: regulation of DNA-templated transcription elongation; transcription elongation by RNA polymerase II; translation. Bases 49 to 2940 code for a protein of 963 amino acids. The transcript has a single exon. Gene Ontology annotation, cellular component: DSIF complex; ribosome. NCBI's taxonomy places the organism in Eukaryota, Heterolobosea, Eutetramitea, Acrasida, Naegleriidae. Gene Ontology annotation, molecular function: structural constituent of ribosome; mRNA binding. The record is from RefSeq and is a predicted model, not a curated record.